This is a messenger RNA of Pelobates cultripes (western spadefoot toad), 20844 nucleotides long. The record is from the annotation of a GenBank genome assembly. Lineage: Eukaryota; Metazoa; Chordata; Amphibia; Anura; Pelobatidae.
GGCCACAAUAGCCAAAUUAGAAUAAUUGCCUGAGUCAAUUCAGUUUCACCUUGAGUAGUUUGGUCUUAAAUUUGAAAUACGCCUUAAAUUUCCAGGAAUACUCACCUUAGUAAAUAACCCUGCACAUCAAAAGUUUUGAAAGGAAGGCAAAUGAAUUGCAAUGUUAAGUCCAUUGUAGUCAGAUGGGGAAAUUUUCCAUUUGUGCUGAUUUAGCCCAAAAUUUGCAACUGUAUAGCAUGUGCGCUGCUCUAGACGAUCAUGUAAGGACUGGGGUGGAGCAAUACCAUCUGCCAAUAUAAAAUGUUGGGAAUAACGAUUGCACAAUGUGUUUUUUUGCAUAACAAAGUAUAGCCUUCCCCGUCACUUUAAAUUGCUUAACUGAUAUCCACUGAAAUAGCCACCAUCGGAGAGGGCUUGACUACCGGCAAGAUCGGCAUCCAAACUUGAAAAACAAGUUAAUGAUGUCCUGGCCACACCCAUCACAAUAGGGCAUAAAAACUGCUCCUCUUUAAAUUGUUAAAUACAGUAUACCCGGUCACUGAAGAGUGCCGAUCUCUGGAAUUCGAACCUUGGGUUACAUCGCGUUCGAUCCUGCAGAAUGGAUCUAAGGACAGUGAUUAACACAAACCGUAAGCAUCUUCCCUUUAUAUUCAGGGCAGUUUGCGGUUUAUAGUUUGAUUUGUGUUUACUAUGAAUCUAAUUCCUAGACCUUUUUUUGAGCUGCAGGUAGUAAUGUAUUAAAUAGUGAUCCAUAAAUUAUAUAAACCUGGAAGUAAAAAGGAAGUCCUGUAGAAUGUAAAGUGGCAGUGUUUAGCUUUUUAUUCCCGUUAGCAAUAGUCUGUUCCUGUUUAUCCAGGUAAACUCUUGGAUGUUCCAACCAGAUGUUAGAAGCUAAUGUAGUUUCCAAGGUUCUUGGUUAGGAGGGGCUUAGGCUGACCACAACUCCCAGUAAGGUCUUCUUCUUAAUGGUGUCUGUAACUUGCGCUUCCUAUAACAUCGGAGUAGCGUCCGAACUACUGAACGCUGAGGGUUCUCAUUUAAUUAGGGUGACUCCAUGAGUGUGUGUAAGCAAGGACCAGGUCGGGCGCUGCGGGCUUGUAAAAGUGCAAACUGCCCCUUUCAUGUUAGCAGCCUGGGAGGAAGUGAGAGCGUGUCACUUCCUCCCUAAUAACAAUCGCGCACGUGAGGGAGAGGAGGAGAAGGCAGAGAGAAGGGGGCGCAAACAUCCAGAACCAGUCUUCCAUUCCCAACAUCAUCAGCAAUCAGAAACCACCAUCCUGAACCCAAAAUGUAGGGUGGCUAAAAAAUGACCAGCAUGUAUAUAUCAUUGUGUGUUUUUGUAUGUAUGUCGGUAUAUUUAUAUUUGUGGAUCUUUGUAAGUGUCUAUCUAUCUGUAUGUGUAAACACUCAAACUUAAAGGACAACUAUAGGCAUCCAGACCACUUCAGCUUAAAGGACCUCUAUAGUGCCAGGAAAACAAACUCAUCCAACUCCCGCCGGGCUGAAGGGGAGGAAAGGGGUUAAACACUUACCUUUCUCCAGCGCCGGGCUCCCUCGGCACUGGGGACUCUCCUCCCUCUUCCGAUGUCACUUGCUGAAUGCGCAUGCGCGUGCAUUCAGCCAGUCCAUAGGAAAGCAUUCUUAAUGCUUUCCUAUGGACGCUGGCGUCCACUGUGAAAAUCACAAUGAGAAGCGCCUCUAACGGCUGUCAAUGAGACAGCCACUAGAGGCUGGAUUAACCCAUAUGUAAACAUAGCAUAUGUAACAUAUGUAACAUAUGUAACAUGUUAAUCCUAGAUGGACCUGGCACCCAGACCACUUCAUUGAGCCUAUAGUGUUUCUUUAAUGAAGUGGUCUGGGUGCCAGGUCCAUCUAGGGUUAACCCUGCCUGCUGUAAACAUAGCAGUUUCAGAGAAACUGCUAUGUUUACAUAUGGGUUAAUCCAGCCUCUAGUGGCUGUCUCAUUGAGAGGCGCUUCUCACAGUGAUUUCCUAUGGAGAAUGCUUUCCUAUGGACUGACUGCGCGCGCAGCUCUUGCUGCGCAUGCGCAUUCAGCCGAUGACGUCCAGAGGAGGAGAGUCCCCAGCGCAGAGGGAGCCCGACGCUGGAGAAAGGUAAGAUUUUAACCCAUUAGUCCUCCAGCCCUGGCGGGUUGGGGGCCAUGAGGGUGCCUAUUAAUAGUAUAGUGCCAGGAAAACAAAAAUUUGUUUUCCUGGCACUAUAGUGGUCCUUUAAGCUCUGCGCUCAAACUCCCACUACUCUUGGGUGGCAGCAAUGAUUGUAGUACACAUCAGCCCCAAUACAUACAAUAAAAACUAAAGAAAAGGUUACUUGUACACUCUUUCAAAUCAAUUUUUACAUUUUAAAUAACCAGAAAUUUUUUUCGGUGUUGCUCAAAUAACUUCCUGUUUAACCCCUUAAGGACACGUGACAUGUCAUGGUUCCCUUUUAUUCCAGAAGUUUGGUCCUUAAGGGGUUAAAUGUGCAGAGAGAUUUGGGAUAGUGCGCAAGUAGUUUAUUUUUAUUUUUUCUGAUUUUAUUUGUGUGUGUAUCUUUGUGUUCAUGUGCAUAUCUGCAUGUAUGUCAUUGUGUCUGUAUGUAUGUCAUUGUGUUUCAGUGUGAGUAUAUGUAACUGUGCAUACAUCUUGGCAUUCAAAUUCCAACACUACAUACAAACACACCUCUGUAUUAACCCCUUAAGGAUGGAGUCAAUUGUACACAUUCUGAUCAAAACAAAACCUGGAACUUUCACUAUAUGUCUGUUCAACCAUAAUUCACCUUUUUCAUAUUAAGUGCACCCACACUUAUUGUAGAUCAUUUUGUUCAGGAGAAACUGGGCUUUCAUUUCAUAACAAAUAUUUAUAUAUGAAACAUAAUUUAAUAUGAAUAAAAUUUUAAAAACUUUGAGGAAUUAAGAAAUGUUGUUUUUCAAGUUCUGCAUGGCAUUUUGACUGUGAAUGUAAUAAUACUGUUUGCUUUUAUUACAAUAAAAUACACAUUUGUGUUCAGCUGUGUCUUACGAGUACAACAGUACCCACCCCAUGUACAGGUAACUUAAUUCUAUGUGUACCUUACUGUGUGUGUAUGCAUAUAUGUGUGUGUGUAUGUAUGUAUGUGUAUAUAUAUUAUACACACUCUCUAUGAGCGAUCACCUGGCAGGCAUAGCUGCUUGUGGAUCUGCCUGCAAGGGAACCGCCUGGGCUUUAGGCAGUCCCCCUAAUAGUGGAAAAAGACAAAAAAAUAUAUAGACUCUGUCCUUAAGGGGUUAAACUAAGUAUUUAGCUCACCAGCCACCAUAAGAUCGCUUUGAAAAGGUUUUAAACUUGCCUCUUCUCCCACACUGAUCCCAUCUCCAUGAGAUAAUCAAUCUGGAUGAUCUCAUCCAAUCCAAUGCUUCCCCAUAGGACUGUGUAAAACAGAGAUAAGGUGCACUUCUAAUGGCCCUCUGACAGCCACUAGAGGUGUUCUUUGGCAGCAGUGUAUACAAUGCCUUUUCUUGGAAAAGGCAGCGUUUACAUUUAAAAAAACAACCUGCAGUCUGAACCAUAUGUCGCCUCAAUGCAGCAUUCAUUACUUUCACCACGGUAAUCUUAUGACAUCUUACAUUUGAAAUAAACCACCCUUGUGGCUUACAUUAAUCUAGGAUUCACCCUGUAUCAGCCCCCUAAUCUCUCGUAUUCAGCUGUUCUAGAAAAUGCAAUCAUUGCAAAGGAUACUUCUCUGAAUCCACUGUCGUUUAAGGAGGUAAAUCAUGCCAGUGGAAUCAGGUCCAUCACUCUCUGCAGCAUCCAAUCGUGUUUACCAAAGCAACCCCCCCUUUUAAAAAUUUUUUAAUUUACUCUACAUUACUUACAGAAUGCUGGAAAUAACCUGUUCAUGUCACACACAAUCAGAAAUUUAAUUAUUCGGUACAGCAUAAUUUUCAAUAAUCACGAUUAACUUGGCAGUCCCUCAUACUAAUGUAUACCAUUGUGUUUACAGAGCAAGGUAAUUCGUCCUCCAAGAAUGAAAAUGGGUAUUGCUUUACCAAGGACUUGAGGGAUAAGCUUCUUGUGAGUAUGCAGGACGAAGAUUCUAUGAGGAACUCAAAGUCUGUGUCAGACUUUUCAAGCUUGUAUUCUUCAGGUAUGAAUAGUAAGCAAAGAGCAUUUUACGAAUCGGUAAAUAUUUACUGAGUAAUUUGGAGCUUAACGUGACCAAUAAUUACUGUUACCAGGGUUGUAAUGAGUAUACUUUCUCAAGGUACUAGUUGUAAUAGGCCCCAGGCUUUAAAAGAAUGUUAGUCCUGAAUGGGAUCAGACUAGUCUCCUAGCAUCUUCAGAUCUUAAUUACACAGUUCGUACACUCGAAUAUAUAGAUCAUCAUUCACAUGCGGACCCUUUAUUGUAACAGAUUGAAAGAACUAUUCAGCAAGUGUAAAUGUGCAGAUUAGUACAUUACUGAGUGUACUUGACUGUCUAUCUAGUCCAUUAAUAUGCAAAAAUGUUCACUUGCAUGAAAUAUCAGUUAAGGAAACAUAUUUUUUUUUACCCUUUAUACACAAAUUUCAGGAGAACUAAUAGAGAUGCGUACCAGUGUGCACAUGCUAAUACUUUGCUUUUUUGUGUUUUACCCUCUGACUAAUACACAAUUUUAGUAGUAACCUAGAAAAUAGGGCAGUCAUUUUGUGAACUCCUCACACUGUCUUUUUCAGCUUUAAUGUUUCAUAACCACUUGUCUGUUCUGGAGGGCAGUUGUGACUAAUGAUUUUUUUUUUAUUUUUUUCCUGUAAUGUGUAGAUAUGGGGAUUCUUAUUUUAUUAAUUUAUUACUCCUUCUUAAUCAUUGCGUAUUUACAGAUCUCUUCCCUGCAAGAAGUGGAGAGAAGCAUACAGAACAAUUUCUACUAGAGGUUUUUGAAAUUCUCUUCAAUUAUAUAAAGAAAACCUAUGAUGGUAAAAGUAAAGUUCUUGACUUUCAUCAUCCACAUCAGAUACUACAGGGUUUUGAAGGGUUCAAUUUGGAAUUGUCAGACCAGCCUGAGCCCCUGGAACAGAUCCUUGUGGACUGCAGAGACACUCUGAAAUAUGGUGUAAAGACCGGUAAUGUGUAUUUUUAUUUUUUUAACAUUUUGUAACGACCUACUGAAUUCCAGAGAUUCAGUGGAAUGGUCUGCACUACACUGCCGAAAUUACAAUAAAUACAUUAAUAUAUAUAUUUAUUGGAUAUACCCAAAUGAGAAGAUGCAUGUAUUUUAUUAUGCAUUUACUUCCACUGCAGAUGCAGUUAAAAGCUGCAUAUCUUUAGCUUCAGCGAGAUAAAGUGCUUUAGGUCUUUGGGAUGUUCCUUUAACUGUUCUGGAUUGUGUUUGUGGGGUUGUGGUUCCCUAUUCACCCCCACCCAGGUCACAAUAGUUGUAAUUCUUAUCACUAUUGUCUUGAUGUAUGUCAGAGGUCCUUAUGUGUACUGUAAAUACUUGUGUAAUCUUUCCUGCAGCACAUUUGUUACAACAAUAUAAUUGUAUUUAACAUGGAUAUAACUGCUUGAUGUGAACUUGGGAACAUGUUUAAGAAGCUAGUUGUUAAAUCAUGAUCUAGCUCAGCAUUAGGCAACCUUUGACAUUAGUGUUAUUGUAGACUCCAUGGCUGCACGAAGUGGCUUGUAGAGGAUUAAGACUUAAAAAAGAAACACUGAAGCAUAGUUUUAUAAUAUAAUCAUAUUGUAUACUUCUAUUUCUUUUUAGCACAUCCUCGGUUUUUCAACCAGCUAUCCAGUGGACUUGACAUUGUUGGCCUGGCUGGUGAAUGGCUGACUGCUACUGCCAACACAAACAUGUAUGUACUGUCAACAAUCAUGUUACAUGUAAUAUAAAUCAUUAGUCACAGUUUGUGGGUGCCUGGUCCCUUCUGUGAAUUUACUGUGCUCUUGACUGUGGCUCUGGGUGAGCUAAAUGAACAGUGUGACCUUAUCUGCCUGGGAAAUGUUAGCCAUAUAUGAGACCGUGGAUAGUACAUUAAAAAGCAUGCUUUACAACUAUCUCCUGUAAAUAUUUGUAGGCCGUGCAUGCAUUGUUACAAUAUACAGAUGAUCCUGCUGUAACUGGCAAGAGUCUGAAUUGAACAGAAAACUGUAGAUGGUAAGUCUCCAGUGGGCAUACAGGAAUGUUUGCGCACGUUGUUCACCAUAAAAAGUGCAAACAUCGAAUAGAGCUAAUCUGCAUAAACACCCAUAUUGAAAAACCAUGUGACUAUGAAUGGUAAAUUUUAAUAUUUUGACUGAAAUCUUUAUGUAACUCUUUUUAAAGCCUUUAGAGUCAGCAAAUUAGUUUCUUGUAUUGAGAUAUAUAAUUUUAAAAAAAAAAUUUAAUAACACUUGCAGUGAACACUCAAAAUUAUUUAAAUUUGCUGGAAAUAUCCAGAUUAUGAGUGCAUUGCACAUGCAGCCACCAACAUUACCUUGUAUAGAAUGGUGAUUGUAUACCGAUGUGUGGGUAGCGGCAGCAGCUAAGUAAAUCUUCCUGAAAAGUAGAACAUGGGGUCGCAAUGUGUGUAACCACAUUUAGUCAAACUAUGAUUACUUUAUCUAGGUUCACUUAUGAGAUUUCUCCGGUAUUUAUUAUUAUGGAAGAAAUUGUCCUAAAGAAGAUGUUUGAAAUUGUCGGUUGGAAGGAAAAUGAAGGGGAUGGAAUCUUCUCUCCUGGUAUGUUUGUCGUUUUGCGUGUGUGUUUCCCUCCUCCCCACCCCCAAAAAAUAAGCUUUUGUUCUACAAACCUGCCUCUUCCAGUUAUGUUGACUUUUUUUUUUUUCUUCCUCUCCUCUUACAGGUGGAACCAUUUCAAACUUGUACAGUAUUCUUGUGGCACGAUAUAAAUAUUUCCCCAUUGUAAAAACCAAAGGAAUGGCAGCUCUACCCCCGAUUGUUCUUUUUACAUCAGAACAUGUAUGUAUAUAUCCAUAGACUGUUUGAUUUUUGCAUACGUCAUAUAAAGCAAACAAUUUGUUUCUAAAGUCUUAAAUAUUAAGUGGCUUUCUGUAUAUAGUUGGUAGACUGUACUGGGGGGGGGGGAGAAAACUUUUUGUGUUUGCAACAAGUUGCAAAGAAAGGGUGGAAGAUUAGGUGGAGCAUAUUAAAUCAUAUGAACAUGCUAUGUUGUAUGUAUGGUUCCUGCCCAAAAGCCACAUGGCCAGGAAGAGGGUAACAAUUUUUUUUUUAUUUUAUUUUUUUUAUUUUAACAAGAUCUCAAUUUAACUGUUUCAAGGGAUAGGUGAUUGUUGGAUAGACGGAGUAUUGGAGUACAUAUUCUUACAGCGAACUAGUGCAUUCUACAUGCAAAAUGCUAUAUAUAUUUUGUGGCUUUACACAAUCACAAACCAAAAGUGGCUGUCUAAUACCACAAUUUAAUUAGAACAAUAUUACAAAUCUAAAUAAUUGGCUGUAUUGAUUCAUCUAAACAUGCAAUCAGAGCAACCUCCUUGUUUUAGAAAAAGGCACCUCAGAAUGAAGAUAACAUUAUACAAAAUUAUCUGGGGCCAAUAUUUGGCGCAGCCCUUCCAUAUCUUUUUGCCAAUACAAACCAUUGUCUGGAAAUCUAGUCACAAACCGGACUAUACAUGGGACACAAGGGCACACAUUUAGAUUGGAAGAAAGAAGAUUUAGCCUAAGGCAAAGAAAUGGGGUGGGUGGGUGUGUGUGUGUGUGUGUGUUUUUUUUUUUUUUUUUGUUUUUUUUAAACCGUUAGAACAAUAGGGAUGUGGAAUUCUCCACCUGAAGAUGUUGUUUUAUCAGAGUCUGUACAGAUGUUUGAGUAGCAACUGGAUGCAUACUUGCAAAAACCUAACAUUCAUUGAUUAUAAUUUUUAAAUUGUGGGGUAAUGGCUUCUUGAUCCAAGGAUAAAUCUGACUGCCAAUCUGGGAUCAAGAAGGAAUUUGUUUACUAGUUUGUUGCAAAAUUGGAAGUGGUUAAUUUUUUGUUUUUGUUUUGCCUUCUUUUGGAUCAACUGUAAUAUACCAAUAUUAGAGGCUGAACUUGAUGGACACAUUUUUCUUUUGCCUAUGUAAUUGUCCAUUGGGCAACCCCAAAGGAGCUUAUCCAUGAUCUGCAGCUUUUACAGCUGACCUCACUCUGUCUAUCAUUCUGAGUUGCUAGAUGCUUUCUUGCAUGUGUAGUAAUAGACAGUACAUGAAAAGUUCUGUGCUGCAGAAUUCCUGAGUGGUGGCUGACUUUAUUUCCGUCUUGUAGCAUUUAAAUUCUACAUGCUACAGGGAAAUGCUCUUCAUGUUCUGCCUUCCACUAUGUACAGUUGACAUGGAGGAUAUGACCAAAGUGCUCACCACCCAUGUGGAUGUCUGUCCUGUUACUUACCAUACUUCCCCUUAACAAUAUCGUCCGAACUUACUGGCACAUUCAGUUCCUACAACAGACAUCCUAUCUUCUGUGAAAGUGCGUUGUAUCUUAUGAAAAAUUCUCUAUUAAAUGUCUGAUAUUUCACCAAAGUGCUGACAUGCCUGAGUCAGGACUUUCCAUGUAAGUCAAAUGUUGUGUAACCUCUGAUAGCCUUAGGCUGUUUGAUGCCUUGAAAGUAAUAUUUGUGUUCUGACUUCAUGGUGAAGGGUGGAGUCUGCAAUUCUAUAUUUCAUAACUCCCUUUAUAGUAACUUGUAAAAUGAGCGUGAACCAAUGCUCUCUCAUAUAUUGCUUCUUUUCUUCAAAUUAACAUUGUGUGCAGCCUUCUAAGAAUUAAGGACAUCUGAGUAGUUUGUGUAAAUGUAACAGACUGCUGCAUGGUCCUAAUGGUUCAAAUAGAAAGCCGAUUGUCCAGAACAAACCUACAAGAAAUUGGUACUGUUUUGUACCCUCAAGACUUUUAUCAAGGGUUUGAUAAAGGCCUUGAGGAGAAAAAAAUAUCACCAAUUUACUUGCGCAUCUUAAUACAGGAUUAUAAUUAUUGAAUGUUUGUAUUGGGAAAAUCAUUUUCUAUUUGAUAAUACAUGUGACUACUGUUUAGGAUGGUGUCUGUGCACCCUGGGGGUUUCCCUGUGUCCUUCGUCUAGCUUUAUAUGGCUUAGUGUUUAAAGGAACACUCUAAGCAUAUAAAGCACUUGCACAAUCUGUUUAAUUUUGAAUGUGAAGUUUCACAGCAAAGGGAGUUGUGGCUAAGACUACAAAAUGUGACACAUUAAAGUGAUUUAACUCCUAAAUGGCAGAUAAUUGGGCAGCAAUAUGAUCUGUAAACCAAAAAACUGCUUCAUUAAGCAAAAGUUGUUUUGAUUCCUAUAAUGUCCCCUUAACGCCGUUACGGCAUUCUAUGCCGUUGCAGCUUUAAAGGGCUUUAAAGCCGUUGUGGCGGCAUAAAACGCCGUAACAGCUUUGAGCCCCAGGGAUCACAGCUACUUACCUCCGCUGCGAUCCUCUUCUGGAGGGCUGCCUGACAGCCCAGGCAGCCCUCCCCCGGCGAAUGAGGCCCCCGGGGGCCAUGUGAUCGCUCUCAAAGAGCGAUCACAUGGCCCCCUAUAGCUGGCUGUGGAUCUGCCAGCAGGGGGACUGUCUGAAAAAUCAGACAGUCCCCCUGCUGGUGGAAAGUGUAAAAAAAAAAAAAAACUGCACUUUUAUGGACUAUUAUUGUUGUAAUAUAUUUUACUGUUUUAAAACACUAAUAUUUGUGUUUAGUGAAGUCUCCCGAGAAUAACAAUACCCCCCAUGUACAGGUUUUAUUGUGUUUUGGAAAGUUAGAGAGUCACAUAUAAGGCUUGCAUUUCAUUUUUUUGACAUUGAAAUUUGCCAGAUUGGUUAUGUUGCCUUUGAGACCGUAUGGUAGCCCAGGAAUAAGAAUUACCCCCAUGAUGGCAUAUCAUUUGCAAAAGUAGACAACCCAAGGUAUUGCAAAUGGGGUAUGUCCAGUCAUUUUUAGUAGCCACUUAGUCACAAACACUGGCCAAAUAUUAGUUUUGCUUUUUUUCACACAAAAACAAAUAUGAACGCUAACUUUGGCCAGUGUUUGUAACUAAGAGGCUACUAAAAAAGACUAAACAUACCCCACGUUCAAUACCUUGGGUUGUCUACUUUUUCAAAUGGUAUGCCAUUAUGGAGGUAAUUCUCAUUCCUGGGCUACCACACCGUCUCAAAGGUAACAUUACUAAUCUGGCAAAUUUCAAUUUGAAAAUGGAACGUUCUAUAUUUGACCCUGUAACUUUCCAAAACACCAUAAAACCUGUUAAUGGGGGUACUGUUUUACUCGUGAGACAACGCUGAUUACAAAUAUGGGCAUUUUUUUGCAGUAAUACUUAAAAGUAUUAUGACAUUUACAGCUAAAAUGUGAGGUGGAACGACAUAUUUUUUAAAAAAUUUAACAUUUUUCUGUUUUUUUAAAUUUUAUUCAUAAUAAAUUAUGUUUCAUAUAUAAAUAUUUGAUAUGAAAUGAAAGCCCUGUUUCUCCUGAACAAAAUGAAGCUGUGUGUUUUUUUUUUUGUUUGUUUUUUUUAGAACUAUUGCAUCCUUUAUGUGUGUGUAAUAAAAAUAUAUAUAAUACAAUUUUAAGUAACAGUGCCAUCUUGUGGAGUAAAAUGGAGUACUGGACUUGCUUGAUGUAUCAGGAGUAGGCUGAGCUUCAUUCGCCUGGUCUUGAAACAAUUCAGUUUUCAGUUAUCCCAUUUGAACCAGCUCUGUAGUAUUGCCUAAUUUACCUGAAAUUUGAUAAAUUUGCCUUCCAAUGCAAAUCUCAUCAGUAUCCCUGUUAAAAUAUAAUGCAACCUUUUUAUCCAUUCCAUUUCUUCGAGAAAUAAAAUGGACGCAUAAUCAUUUGGCAGCUGUGUAAAUGUGUAUAUUGUGAGAACAUAAUGUUGGUUUGGUUUGUAUCCUUCCACAUGACUUAUCUAUACAUGUUUAUUACGGUUACAGAGCCACUAUUCUUUUGAGAAAGCAUCUGCAGCUCUUGGCAUUGGAACAGAGAAUGUGAUUGCUGUGAAGGGUGAUGAAAGGUAAGCUUUUAAAUAGCCAUUGUUAAAUACAAACCUUUUUCCCAACCCAACAAAGCCACCAAGUAGAAAACCAAACUAGAAGUGUUUUGUUGCCAAAUCCUACUCUAUGUAUUUUUUUUUUUUCCCUUCACUUUAAAAGGAGAGGUUAACCCCAUCAUAUAUCACUAUUAAUAUGCAUGAACAAUGUCCGGGUGCAUGACUUAAAAAUGUUGCGUUUUACAAAGAGCAAAUUGUCAAACCAGCAUAUGCUGGAAUACUUUGGCCUUGUUUACCUGCCAAGCUAAAAUGUAUCUGCUAUUAUCUUUGAAUCUCCUUGGGGUUACAAAGUCAAACUCACUCUUACUGCAUGCUUUAUUUACAAAAAAAGCUGAAAGAUGCUACAUGGAUCUGUAGGUUUAUUUAUUUUUUUUCUUUAUUUUUGUCACUUGACAAACUCUGUUUGGUAAAUGAAUGCACUACCUGUAACCUAUUCAGCCUCACCUUGCGGCAUUUGCGCCCGGUGGCCGUGCGUCUGUGUACCUGACUCCUGCAACAUGUUGAUGGACGCCGGCCCCUGCAGAUCCAUGCCAAAUUCUAGCCCCACGUUGAUGACUAUAUCGCCGUGCGUGUGAUGUCACGCGGCAGACGCUCACGUUCUGAGGUCAAAGGUCGAUAAUUUUUUUUUUCCCGGCCAGUCAGAGCUAAAAUAAGCUUAUUUAAACUCCUUAUGCCUUUUUUCAUCAUUACCCUGUCGUGGUUUCCCUAGUGGUUGUCCGGGAGUAUGUUUCUGAGCGUAUAGUUCUGGUUAUUGACUUUGGCUUCGUAUUGACUUCCCUGUAUCCUGGUAUCCCUGACUUCUGGCUUUCCCUAAUCGUUUGAAAUAAUGAAAAAGUGGAAAACACCCAGAAUACGUGUAGGUUACUAUAUAAAAUAUAUAACAACCUGAUGGAAAGUGAAAUCCGUAUGAAUUCUGUAUAAAAAUCAGAAAUUUGACAUAGCGUGAUACAGUUAAGUAAUUCAACUUUAUGAAUAAAAAUGAUUAUAGAUGCACUCACAAACGCGCGUGAAAUAGAGCUUCUCGCCCACCCAGGGGCAGUAUGUAAUCCGAUGGAUGAAUUAGAGAAUUACCUCAUGGGAUAUAUAAAAAUAAAGGAAAAAACAGAAUAGUGAAGUUUGUUAUAAAAAGUACAAAAUCACAUUUAUUGGUCACACUUACAUGUGUGUAAAUCACAAAGAGCGUAUCUCUCAAUAACUUGGAACUCCAUGCAAUGUUGUUAUCAAUCCAGGAAUAGGGAUGAACAGGAGUAGUUAUAAAUGAGUAGCCAAAAAUACAAAUAAAACAAUUAAAACAAUAUAAAAUAAGUCCAAUAUAGAAAUCCAACGCGUUUCGUCCUGUAGGGUGUAGGACUUCAUCACCCCUGAUGAAGUCCUACACCCUACAGGACGAAACGCGUUGGAUUUCUAUAUUGGACUUAUUUUAUAUUGUUUUAAUUGUUUUAUUUGUAUUUUUGGCUACUCAUUUAUAACUACUCCUGUUCAUCCCUAUUCCUGGAUUGAUAACAACAUUGCAUGGAGUUCCAAGUUAUUGAGAGAUACGCUCUUUGUGAUUUACACACAUGUAAGUGUGACCAAUAAAUGUGAUUUUGUACUUUUUAUAACAAACUUCACUAUUCUGUUUUUUCCUUUAUUUUUAUAUAUCCCAUGAGGUAAUUCUCUAAUUCAUCCAUCGGAUUACAUACUGCCCCUGGGUGGGCGAGAAGCUCUAUUUCACGCGCGUUUGUGAGUGCAUCUAUAAUCAUUUUUAUUCAUAAAGUUGAAUUACUUAACUGUAUCACGCUAUGUCAAAUUUCUGAUUUUUAUACAGAAUUCAUACGGAUUUCACUUUCCAUCAGGUUGUUAUAUAUUUUAUAUAGUAACCUACACGUAUUCUGGGUGUUUUCCACUUUUUCAUUAUUUCACAUUAUUUCUUGGGUGUCUGUGAGGUACACCUAGGAAUUCUUCCAGUUAUACGUUUUAUUUUGUAGUGUAUAUACUAUUUUCUGUUUCCCUAAUCGUUGUCUCUUUCUGUAUCCCCGACCUCGGCUAGUAUUCUGACUAUUCUCUGGUACCUUUUGGUCCGGCCAUUAUAAGGCCCGGUAAGACGUUACCUUUUAGUCCUAGGUGUGACACAAUUCUACGUGCUGGAUCAAAUAGUAAUACUGACACUACUAUACAUGGGCAUUAACUUCUUGGAAAAUAUCAUGGUCUGCAGGAUCUAUCAGACCUAACCCUUAAACUCUUAUACAGAUUGCUAUAUAGCAAUAUCUAUAUGCACUGGUGAUCUAUUUUGUCAUAAAGGAUACAUACAAUGCUCCUGACAACAAGCCAAUAAAUCUUUACACUAUAUGAUCUGAUUCUUUACACUUUUAAUCCUUUCUCUGUAGUUAGAUUAGAGACAUGGGAGUUCAAUUGGCAAAUUUGAUUAAAUUAUGAUAUCCUUUAAUAGAUUCCAAAAUAAAUUUACCUUAUCGUUGUAAUGUUUAUCACAAAUGUAUCUCAUUAAUAUAUGCAUGUUAUUUUAAUAAUUGUUUUUUAUUUUGGUCAGGGGGAAGAUGAUUCCAUCUGAUUUGGAGGCAAAAAUACUAAAGGCUAAAGCAGAGGUUAGUGGACUUUGUGGUGUGUGUGUGUGUGUGUGGUGUGUUUUUUUUUUUUUGUUUUUUGUUUUUUUUUGUGUUUUUUUUAAUACUGAUUUUUGUAUCACUGGCGGUUCUAGUGGGGAGUGAACUCUAGCCUGGGCUAGCGUUCACUCUCACAAGAACUGAGCGUGCCAUGGUAACUGCGGCACCGCUCCAGGCUCGCGAAAGGGGGACCCAGGGAAGCUGCAAGCUAGAGCUCCCGGGUCUCCUCUCCCUCCCAUGCCAGCAGACUGGUGAGGGAGAUCUCUGAUCUCCCCUCUGGUCCAUGAAGGCACACGCCACUUUUGUAUACUGAUUUUGUAUGUCCAAGGUAAUAACUGAAAUGGUGGUUGUGAUUUAAGAAAAUAAAUAAAUUUAUAUUUAAAAAAGAAAAGAGAAUUUUCUUCCUCCCUGGGGGUGGGGGGGCAUUUAUUUAAUAUGCACUGGAACGGACUGAUUGUGAUAAAUGUCACAUCCUUUGUAUUUAAAGAUGGGAUAACCCAGGUGUGAAAGACUGAGUACGUGGAUGCCAUGGCCAUAUUAUCAAUCUGCUGUUACUUAUAUUUAGCACCUAAAUGCAGUCUCCAUUCAGUCUAAGCUUGACAGGAGAUCCGGCAUCAUAUGAACUUUCCCACUACAAGGAGAAAGUGGACUAUACCACAUCAGACUUUUUUUUUUUUUUUGCUCCUUUUGCCCAUCAAUGCCUGUUGAAGGGUGUAAUAUCCACAUUCUUUCAAUCUGGCAGAGUUUAUCGUUUGGUUAUGAGGAACCUAAUGACCUUUUUAGAAAUGCAGUUAAUCAUAACUAGGUUUUAUUUAAUUUAAUACCCCCACCCAUUCUUCUUUAUCAGUUUCAAAUAUUACAACAUCUGGAAUAACUGGACUAAGAAUGUUUCAAACUGUAAAUUUGCUUUUCCAAGCACAUUAAUUUAAUGUAUGAAGCGGAUUUUUGUGCAUCAUGCUCUUAUGGAGUUAUUUCGUAAAGUGAGAAGGGUCAGGAAAUCCUAGUGAAAUUUAAAUUUUAAGGCCAAUGUAGCCAAUCUGGAAACCUAGCUUAAAACUUAAAUUUGAAAAUCACUUUGAAUUCCUGGCAAUUCUCACUUUAGUAAAUAAACUUGUUAAAAUGUGACUUUGUGUAAAAUAUACUGUGUGUGUUUGUGUAUAAUUUAAAAAAACAAAACUUCUCUCUAAUAUUACUCCUGUUAUUCUCAGGGAUUUGUUCCAUUUUAUGUCAGUGCCACUGCUGGGACAACUGUAUAUGGAGCGUUUGAUCCUAUAGAAGACAUUGCCGACAUUUGUGAGAAGCACAAUCUCUGGAUGCAUGUUGAUGUAAGACAAAUGUUUGCGCUUUUCAACUCCUAUGUCUGUUCAGUCAAGAUUAAAGUUCAUGAUAAUGCAGUAAAGUGUGUAUUUUAUUUUCCAAAAAAACCUACAUAACACCCACUUAAGUCCUAUCCUGGUCAGUUGAAGUCAGUGUUGCAGAAAUGAUGCUUAAUGUAUUCUAGUCUCUUGAAUGGGGAAAUGGGCUACAUUAGCGUAUUGAAUGAGCAAAGUGCCCCGAGAUUUAGCACCCUCCACUUCUCAUCUCGAAGCGACGAGCCAGUAAUACUGGAAAGACCAGUCCAACUUCUCCCUGGGGUCUUCAAUGGCACAGUGAGCAUUCUAAGAACCAUCCGACUAGCUUUAGCUCACAGUCCAGUAGUCGCCUGCAACUUCACAUCCAAGUCCCAGCUGAAUCCAAACAGAGCCUCCAAAAUGUCUCUUCCCUUGCCGGCCACUCAUCAGAGUUUGGUGGUAUACAGCCUAUAAACUACCUGUCAGUUAGAGAUCUCCUCAUUCCGAUUCUGCAGGGCUCGCAAGGGGGGCACUCUCUCAAGGAUUAUGCGCUCCAGCACUAACUUAAUCCACCAGUUCAGAGACAGGGCAUCUGUAUCCAGGGCUAUAAAUAAAUAGCAGAGUUCAAUAGUCUUAAAUACUUUUAAUUUAUACGUUCUUUUUUUAUUUGAUAGGCUGCAUGGGGUGGUGGAUUACUGCUGUCAAAAAAGCACUGCUUUAAACUGAAUGGCAUUAAAAGGUAAGUUAGACAUAAUAAUGAAAACCUAAUAACCUUUUAUAGAGAUUACUUUUUUAUUGUUGCUGUUUUUGUAUUGUAGGGCAAACUCUGUUACAUGGAAUCCUCAUAAAAUGAUGGGUGUUCCCCUGCAGUGUUCUGCAGUCCUCACACGGGAAAAGGUAAACUACUAGCAUGUGUACUGUGAAGAUUGCAAUAUUGUCUAACAAACCUAACCAGAAAUGCUGCACUAGCAAGCAGUUUGUAUUAAAACUUUUUUUGUUUUUGACAGAAGACUUUGUUCUGUUUUUUUUUUUGUUUACCCUGCAACAUAAUUGUAUAACUUAUCAAUUGGGAAGCAAACUAAGCUAACUGAUAAUCACAUUCAGAGUGCAAUUUGCAAAGACCUACUCCAUGGGGCUAAGCAUUCUCUAAUGGCCUGUUGUGUGUGUUUUUUUUUUUGUUUGUUUGUUUUUUUUUUCCCACUGACUGUAUAGAAAAGGGGGGAAAAAAAAGUACACUCUGAAUUUUAUGGUUUUACAUAUUUGACAAUCUUUCUUCUGUUCCUUAGCAGUUCCUAAAAUUUGUGGUCUGGACUUUGACUGUGCCAUUGCAACACCUUGAUUCUUUUCUAUUUCAGUCAUUUUGUUGUAGAUUGGCUCAUGUGCUUAAGAUCAUUGUCUUGUUCCAUGAACCAAUUUUGGCCAAGCUUUAGCUGUUGGACAGAUGGCCUCAUGCUUGUCUCUAGAAUACUUUGGUGCACAUAGGAGUUCGUGGUCUACUCAAUGACUGCAAGGCUCCCAGGUCCUGUAGCUGCAAAACAAUCCAAAAUAUCACCCUCUACAACCGUGCUUGACCAUUGGUAGGAGGUGUUUGUGCUGAUCUGCUAUUUGGUUUUCACAAAACACGACCAUGUGCAUUAUAGCCAGACCUCUCCACUUUGGACUCGUCUGUCCAAAGGCUAUUGUUCCAGAAGUCUUGUGGUUUGUUCAGAUGCAACUUUGCCGUACUGCCAUGUUCUUUUUAGAGAGAAUGGUAGUCUCCUGGCAACUCUUCCAAACAAACCAUACCUGUUCAGUCAUUUUCUAAUUUUACUGUCAUGAACUUUAGCACUUAAAAUGCAAACUGAAACCUGUAGAGUCUGAGAUGCAACUGUUUGUGUUUUUUGCAAUUUCUCUGAGCAUUGGGGUGAAUUUGCUGAGAUAACCAUGCCUGGGAAGAUUGGCAACAGUCUUGAAUGUUUUUUCCACUUCUGAAAAAUCUCCCUCUCCCUCUCAGUGAUUUCUGUGGGAAAAGCCAAGUGCUUCCUUGGUCAGUGCUGCACAUGAUGUUCUGCAUGGAGACGCAGAACAUUAUUCAUAGAUAUGCAUUGAUUCAAUGUAUCUCUGAGGAGAUGCUGACUGGCCAGAUUGGUUUUUGGCUCUGCUCCCCACAUCCCACUAGCUCCUUGGCUGAGAUCAUCAGAAUUGACCAUAUCUGCCAAUUCUGAUGAUCUCCGCCAAGGAAGCAGGGCGGAGACAAAGCAAGCGCUGGUCGGCCCGUGUCGCACUGGAAUAAAGACAAGAUUAAACCCUAUUUAAUAGGGACUGCCCAUCUAAUUAGUACUUUUAACACUAUAGGGUCGGGUAUAGAUGUUUGUAUUCCUGACCCUAUAGUAUUCCUUUAAAGUAAAAAAUAAUAAUAAUAAUAAUAAUAAUAAUAAAAAUUUUUUUUUUUUUAUAUAUAUAUAUAUAAUAUAUAAAUUUCUUUACUGAACAUAACCUUUUAGGGUUGAAUUUUAGAUCUUAGAGGUUAUCAAAUCAAGCUAUAUUGUCAAGUCACAUAAUUCCAGAGUCUCUAGAAUGCAAAAUUAAUCGUGAAUAACACUAUAAAUUGUGGGUUGACUAUUUUGUACAAAAGUUGGCACACCUCUAAAUGGGCCCCAUACCAAAUGGAGUGAAGCCAUAAGAUGCUGUAUGGGGCCUUUUUAAAAGGUCAAAAUCUGGACAUUAACAAUGCCUGGAUUUUGCAGAGACUGCUCCAAAUGAGCCUGAAUUUCAUCUGCACCCAACUAUUGGGUUGCUGAAAUCCAGACUUGGAUUGUUAAAAUCUGGGUCUGGAUUCAAAACAAAUCAGAACGAUUUGCCUGCUGGCAGUGCGAUCAGCCAAACCUUUAACCCUUAACAGGGCAACUGUUGGCAGAGUGGGUGUAAUGGUAUUUAUUAAUUAAUGACUUUACAUCAUAAAGAAAGCAUAUUUAGUGUAAUGCUUUGGGGGCACCACUAGGGGGAGUGUGUAGGAAGACAUGUGCUUCUGGCAGUGACAUCACAGGCCAGCCUACUUACACUGAAUAAAACCAGAUGGAGGAGAAAACUCUGUCCCUUUGCCUGUAACUGACUGAACCUAAGAUGUAGUACCAGCUCUGACUUAACCCCAGCCAAAGGGCUGGGGCCUUGUAAGUAAAUGAAUCCAUAGUAACAUUUAGCAAUUGUAAUAGCCUUUUGUAAGUAAUAUGUUGUAGUUUUGUAUUGUAUCAUAAUUGUAGUAAAUUGACAUUCUGCUGGCAUCUGUUUAUUUGUUAUAGUUAUAUUAAAUAUACAUUUACUAUUACAACGUUUUGUGUAUUUUCUAUCCACAUAUUCGACCAUAAUACCAUGAAUUCUAAAAAUAUUAAUGUUGUUCCGUAUUGCUUAAUUAUUAUGUAUUAAGAGAUUAAUAUUCAUAUUUAGGUCACGACCACAACAGUGGUUAUAUUAAUAUUCACACGGUGGGUCUCAAAACUUUUUUUUUUUUUUUGGGGGGAUUGAUUGGUUGUAAAAAGCACUGAUGUGUAUCCAGCUGUCUGGUGUAGAUUUGGUUGGGUUCUACUAUUCCAACUGAAAUGAGCUGUAGUAAAUGAGCAUUGCCAUUCUCGUUGGAACAGAUUUUACAUUGACAUGCAUUUUCCCCUUCCCCACCACAUUAUCAGUAAAAUUAUCUUAAAAUAUUUGUGUGUUUUUGUUUUAGGGUCUUUUGCAGGCAUGUAACCAAAUGCAAGCUACAUAUCUGUUCCAGCGUGACAAACACUAUAAUACAGCUUAUGAUACAGGAGACAAGACAAUCCAGUGUGGAAGACAUGUUGACAUCUUUAAACUUUGGCUCAUGUGGAAGGCAAAGGUAAGAACUUUACACUGUGUAUGCAUGCGGUGAGCGCAUAAGUGAUGUAAUCUACAUCAACCAAAUUGCCUUGAAGAAAUUUAUUAAAAGGACUAAAACAUUUUUCUGCAGAAAAUCUAAAGUUGGAAAUGGAGUUGAUGACUUAAACAGAAACUUAUGACUUCUAAUAUUAAACACCGCACAUCCCUAAUAUGAAGCAAGGUUACAUGCACAAAAGUAUAAAGGCUUGCAGCUUUCCUUUAGCUUAAAGAGAUGGGGGAUGCUAGGGCUGAAGAUUGAAUUUCAUGCAUGUUUACACUUGUCUGAAUAUCCACAUGGUAAAAUAAGACCAUCAUGUGAUUAGAGGAAAGACCUAACCAUAUGUAAAAUGUUGUUGGAUUUUUUUUUUUUUUUUUCCCCAUUUAAUUUUAGGGUACAAGUGGCUUUGAACAUCAAAUAAAUGGUUGUCUGGAACUUGCGCUGUAUAUAUACAAAACUCUAAAGACAAAAGAGAACUUUCAACUAGUCUUUCCUGAAGAGGUAACGUUUAGUGAAUCCCUUCUUCAUAAGUCUACAGAUGUAAAGUGGUGGGUGUGCUGUUGUGGAGGGGGAGGGGGGACGGGACGAUAUAUAGUUAUAUAUUUAACUAUGGUUCUUCUUUAAAAAGAACAUAAUCUGUUGGUUGUUGCCUUGCAGAGGCUAUGUAUAAAGUACUGUUCACUUAUGUACAAAGCCUUUGUCCAAUGAAGGGAAAACAUUACUGCAAUAAUUAUGUAAGGGGUAAGACACAUUGUAUACUUUUUUACUUAUUUGAUGUUUUUCCCUUGUGUCUUAGCCUGAACACACCAAUGUCUGUUUCUGGUAUAUUCCACCAAGUUUAAGAGGAAUUCUGAAAGAUUAUGAAUGGAAAGCAAAACUGCAUAAGGUAAAGUGUGUGGGGAGGGGUGGGUAUAAUAUAUAUAUAUUUUUUUUAUAUAUAUAUAUAUAUAUAUAAUUUUUUUUUUUUUUUUUUCUGAAUCCCCAAAGUGGAACAUAUGUCCUUAAAUAUAAACCAUUAAAAAAAAUAAAAAUUCAUAUAUAUAUAUAUAUAUAUAUAUAUAUUUAUUAUAAUUUUUUUUAUUAUUAUUUUUCCCCCCUCUUUCAGGUUGCUCCCAUGAUUAAAGCACAUAUGAUGGAAGAAGGCGCAGUGAUGGUUGGAUACCAGCCACUGGGUGACAAACCUAACUUCUUCAGAAUGGUAUUUUCAAACCCAGCAACUACAAAAUCUGAUGCAGACUUCCUCUUAGAAGAAAUUGAAAAACUUGGGGAAAAUAUCCAAUUUAUGUAAUCUCUAAAUGUAUCUCUUGAUGUUAUAUUUUUGUGUACAUUGUUUUUAAUCUUUAUGGUUUUUUUUAUUUUAUUUAUUAAAGUUUUUUUUUUUUUGUAAGGAUUUUUUUUUCUGAGAGAAUUAGAGCUUGGUCCCCGCAGGUACUAGUAGGGGUGCAUAAACUGUGUAACACCAUGCACUCAGGCAUGUUGCCAGUGGGAGAAACUUCUCCAAUAUAGGUGAAUUAGACCUUUAGCAACAUUAGGGAUUCUGAACGAUUUCAUAUAAUUUUUGGCUUUUUUUAGCAUUUUACAGUUUAUAUUUUUACUUAAAUGUCCUUAAAGCACAUUUUAUGACUUAAGAGGAUUUGUAAGUAUUCUUUCUUUCCCCAAUAUCGCCGCUCUUGAUCAGGGGCUUCAGUUGUCAAAACUUUUUGCCAAAUAUAUGUUGCUCUGUAGGCUUCCACAGCUCUGCUUGGAUUACUAUUUUGUGUGUGUAUAUUUUUUUUUAAAUUUUACUCAGUAAUACUGUAUAGGUUUUUCUAAUUAUGUAAAUAUCUACAGAUCACUGCAUAUAGCCAUAGGUCUAAAAACAUCUAACAUAACCAGAACGUUACUGUAUAUGAAACUGCAUGAAAUGUUCAUGGGAUUAUGUUAAUGUAGGUGCUAUAACCUUAUUCUUCCCGCGUUCUGAUGUUUACAUUUUUUUUAAUGUCUGAACAUUACUUUUAUGUAGAGUCUGUAUUUAAUUGGUAAAUGUGGUGUGGAAAAUUAAAUGUAACUUUAUAAUAG